UUUAGUGUUUUCAGCAACAAUAGAUUCUUCAUUCGCUGAGUAAUUGUUUCACUUACAAAACUGUAAAUUAGGAAAAACGCGAAAUAAUGGAGAAGCGAUCCACAUCUACCAUGCAGGUGCUCUAUGCAGAACUGGCCGCUGCCAAAUCUCGAAACGCCCAGCUGGAAGAGGAGAACAUAUUACUGCGCCAUCGUCUGAAUCGUGCCUCUGCCAGCCACAGCACCAAUGCGGCCAUAAAUGUCGAGGCCAAGAUCAUGGCCUUUCAAUUGGAGGAGGAGCGCGAUCGUCUGGUGGAGACGGUGCAGCAGCACAAGAAGAAGUACAACAAACUGCAUGACGCCUACCUGGAGAAGGUGAAGCGCUGUCGUGCCCUGGAGGAGAUGUUUAAGCGGCAGAAGACACUAACAGGAUUGGUUAUGAAGUCCUCUUUGGAUCAGCGAAAUGCAGAACAACGAAUGAUGUUAGAAAAGCGGCAAUCGGCCCAAAGUGAUCUCAAUGAACUGCAAGAACUGAAGGCCAAAGUGGAGAAGCUUCAAAGAGCCCUGGAUGAGUCAUACGACAUUAUCGAUGAAAUGGAUUUUGAAUUGGAUAGCGUGGAAUUACUGGAAAUGCAAAAUCAAAGUUUACGAGAUGAAUUGGCUGCUCUGAAGCUGAACUCAGAAGCAGGAGCGACCAGCUUUGCAUCUUCAGCACCAAACGAUGAUGAUCCUCCUCCAAAAUAUGAGGAGGAUUAUCCUGGUGUUCAUCACAAAGCUCGUCGCUGCUCCUCGAGCAGUGAAUCUGGGCCCAAAGAUGACGAUGCCGAUGCAGAAACCAUGGAGAGAGCUGUUUUGACUCACAGCCUUAUUCAAACUGUCGAAACGGAGAGCAAUGCCCUUCGGCGAGAACUUUUGAGAUCCCGUUGCCAGAGAACAAUACGUGGGAAGUUGGAAAAAGAAAGUGAGCCUGCUGAUUAG
Messenger RNA from Drosophila takahashii, 956 nucleotides. RefSeq lists its product as uncharacterized. The record is from RefSeq and is a predicted model, not a curated record. Lineage: Eukaryota; Metazoa; Arthropoda; Insecta; Diptera; Drosophilidae.